GCGGGAGUCGCCGCGACGAUCACGAACCGACCGCGUCGAGACGCCCGAAAGCGUCUAACACCGGAGCCCGUCCGGAAGAUUAUGUGAUUUCCUUCGAGUGCCGGGCAAUAUCUCAGCGAAAUGUCCGCGGACACGACGUCCCUCAAGUCGACGGGCAGCAAAGUCCGGACGCCCGGAGCGGAACCGGCGGGCAAGAGGGUGGGCUUCGCCAGGCCCACCCUCGUCAUCCCUCCGCCGCAAUUGCACCGGCAAUUCGGGCCCUACAGUGCGGGUUCCUAUCCAGGACAGGCGCCCUACACGCCGGGCUCGGUGCACACCAUGAGCUCCAUGGGCAUGCCGAAGCCCUACGGCAGGAAGGCUUCGAUGUUCAUGAACAGGCAGUUCGUGGGUUUGAGGGAUUUCACCAUGAACACCGCCAAAUCGGGGUUGGGGAUUGGCGAGAAGUGCUCGGUUUGGUGCUACGGGAAGGUCAAACAUUUGAGUAAAAGGUGGUUCACGCAUUGUUUUUUGUCUAUUGUGAUAACGCUUUAUACGGUCGGCGGGGCUCUUUUGUUCGUUUACAUCGAAGGUUCAAACGAAGACGCAAUUAAAGAAAAGUACCUACACGACGACAGAUACUCACUCAUCAGAACCCUAAGGAACCUAUCGAUCAUCAUGCCAGAAAAAACCUCAGUGCAGGAAUGGGAAGGAAAAGCUUCUCUACUAGUCAAAGAAUACGAAGACAAAAUCAUAGAAUACUACCAAAGCGACACUUUAAUCAUGACCAACAGAGGGAACAAAAUAUGGACUUUAUGGAACGCCAUAGUCUAUUGUGCCACCGUUUAUACAACCUUAGGUCAGAAUUGGUGGAGACAAAAAUUAGGAAUAUUGAAAGUAUUACAAUCUUAG
Molecule: messenger RNA, 888 nt
Organism: Phyllotreta striolata
Lineage: Eukaryota; Metazoa; Arthropoda; Insecta; Coleoptera; Chrysomelidae
Source: the annotation of a GenBank genome assembly